Messenger RNA from Neocloeon triangulifer, 1518 nucleotides. Its product is annotated as retinoid-inducible serine carboxypeptidase-like. The transcript is spliced from 9 exons. NCBI's taxonomy places the organism in Eukaryota, Metazoa, Arthropoda, Insecta, Ephemeroptera, Baetidae. The record is from RefSeq and is a predicted model, not a curated record. Gene Ontology annotation, molecular function: serine-type carboxypeptidase activity. The coding region runs from base 98 to 1471 and encodes 457 amino acids. Gene Ontology annotation, biological process: proteolysis.
GAAAAAACUUGUAUGUUAAUUCUCAAGUGGCUGAUAAAGGUUUUUAGAGACCCAAACUUAUAAAGCGCCGAGAUUCGGUUAAUUUUGCCACUUCAUCAUGAUGAUCCGAUUGUCGGCAACUUUGAUCCUCGGCCUUUUGGUCGCCCACGUAGCAGUGGGCGCUCCAAGCCGCAAGGUCGUUCCUCCCGCCGGGGGUGAGGACUGGGGCUACAUUGACGUGAGGACCGGUGCCCAUAUGUUCUACUGGCUGUACACCUCGACCGCCGCCCCUGACCCCACCACUUUGCCCAUCAUCCUCUGGCUGCAGGGCGGCCCUGGCGGCAGCAGUACCGCUUACGGAAAUUUUGAAGAAAUGGGACCUUUGGAUGUCAAUCUGCAGCCCAGAAACUCCUCAUGGGUCCAUCACGCCAACUUGGUGUUCAUCGACAACCCUGUUGGUGCUGGCUACUCAUACGCCGACAAUUUGGCCGACUUGGCGACGGACACCACCCAGAUCGCCAUUGAUUUGGUGGAGUUCAUGAGGCAGUUCUACGUCACAUACCCCGAAUUCCUCAACACCCCCGUCUACUGUUUCUCGCAGUCAUACGGUGGAAAAAUGGCCGCUUUCUUCGGUCUAGAAAUGGAUAGGGCUAUCAAAGCAGGUGAAAUCGUGAGCAACUUCAAGGGUGUCGCCCUUGGUUCUGCCUGGAUCUCCCCGAUCGACUCGACCACCAGCUGGGCACCCUACCUUUUGCAAACUGGCAUCAUUGAUACCAGGGGUCACGAUUUCAUCAACAACUUUGCCGCCGGCUGCCGCGACUUGGUGAACAACGGCCAGUGGACCGAAGCCACCCAGUGUUGGUCGGACACCGAGAUCUACGUCCUCAUCUACGGACACAACGUCGAUUUCUAUAACAUCCUGUACAGAACCCCUCCCAUCUUCCUUCAGGAAAUUCUUGAAAUUAAGGAUCCCAGGAAGCGAGCCUACAAGUUGGCGAAUAGGGGUUCUAAGGCCGUUGAAGACCUCAUGAACGGACCAAUUUACGACAAGUUGAGCGCAACCUUGCCCUACCUGAACCCUUGGGACGCUCAGGGUGACGCCGUUUUCGAUGCAAACUGGGACGAUUUCAUGAAGCCCGCCAUCAAUGCUGUCGAAAGGUUGCUCGACGAAACCGAACUCACAGUUGCUGUUGAUAACGGCCAGCUUGACUUGAUUUGCGACACUCCUUCCCAAGUGGUAUGGUCUGAAGCCAUGAAUUGGUCACAGGUCGGCAGCUGGUUGAGUGCUUCCCGCAACGCUUUCACCGUUGACGGUCUCACUGAGGGUUACAACAAGCGAUUUGGACGCUUCAGUUUCUGGUGGAUCAACCGCUCUGGUCACUCGGUGCCUUUUGAUAACCCGUGGGGCUCAAUCGUCAUGAUGCGUGACGUUGUUGGACUGCCUCCGCAGAAGAACGUUGAAUUCAACAACGAAGAAGCAGAGAGCAAGUAAUAUUUAGUUCUGAAAAUAAUAAUAAAAUUGCAACGUGAUUUAAUAAA